Olea europaea var. sylvestris is the source of this 2362-nucleotide messenger RNA. RefSeq names its product malate synthase, glyoxysomal. Gene Ontology annotation, molecular function: malate synthase activity. Bases 511 to 2124 code for a protein of 537 amino acids. NCBI's taxonomy places the organism in Eukaryota, Viridiplantae, Streptophyta, Magnoliopsida, Lamiales, Oleaceae. Gene Ontology annotation, biological process: glyoxylate cycle. The record is from RefSeq and is a predicted model, not a curated record. The transcript has 5 exons. Gene Ontology annotation, cellular component: cytoplasm.
GUCGAAUACUGGUGGAUUCACUAUCUUUGGAUGGAUGAUUGAUCGUAUGCACAUUACUACGAUUUCUUCAUCGAGCUUUCACUAGUUUUCUUCGUCCUCGGGAAGACUAUCACAAUCACAACAAGAUGACACAAUACACCCGCCCCAACCCCCUCUAUUUGAAUGGGGGCAGCUAAAAUAGUGUGAUCAAUAUUAAUAAUCGUGUAUUGUUGUGUUUAUCAGUUUAUGGCUUCGCUUAAAGCCAACGAGUACCAACUGAUGUUCUUAAUUAACAUAUUCAGACAGGAUUUUAUGUAAGACUGAUCUGUAUAAAUGUUAUUGUAAUGCUAAUCCAACUUUAUAGAGUAAAAUGGCCUCUUGUUGAUGUGCAAAGGUCCCCUGGCCUCGUAUUUUGCUUGCACAUUUGCAAGUUCAGUUGUGUUUUCUAUAGCCAUAUUGGUUUCUUUUGCAAAUUCUGGCUAAUGUUCGGUUUCUUGACAGAUAAAAAGCGUUGUUAGGUCUUGAAAUUUGAUGGACUUUCACUUGCUCUCCAAUAUGCUAUGGAAAUAUGCACAGCACAAAGCUUCUUCUCAGAGUGAGUUCAGGAACCAUAUCAAGUAUGCUUUGGAGUGCAGAAAGGAGGCUAAGAUUAGAUACAAUAAUGGGGGUUUACCGGGGUUUGAUCCGGCUACGAAAUACAUAAGGGAAGGGGAAUGGGUUUGUGCCGCCGUGCCACCGGCGGUUGCCGAUCGGAGGGUGGAAAUUACAGGGCCUGUGGGGAGGAAGAUGAUCAUCAAUGCACUCAAUUCUGGAGCCAAAGUUUUCAUGGCUGAUUUUGAAGAUGCUCUCUCACCAAGCUGGGAGAACUUAAUGGGUGGACAAGUUAACUUAAGGGAUGCUGUUAAUAGGACUAUAAGCUUCCAUGACAAAGCUAGAAAUCGGGUUUACAAGCUUAAUGAUCAGACGGCUAAGCUUUUUGUUCGUCCAAGAGGCUGGCACCUACCCGAGUCUCACAUCUUCAUUGAUGGCGAACCAGCUACCGGUUGCCUUGUGGACUUCGGUCUCUAUUUUUUCCACAACUGCAUGGCGUUUCGCCGAACUCAAGGUGAAGGCUUCGGGCCUUUCUUCUAUCUCCCGAAAAUGGAACACUCGAGGGAAGCAAAAAUCUGGAACAAUGUAUUUGAGAGGGCCGAAAAAUUGUCUGGAAUUGAGAAGGGAAGCAUUAGAGCCACUGUUUUGAUUGAAACGCUUCCAGCCGUUUUUCAAAUGGAUGAAAUUCUGUAUGAGCUAAGAGACCAUUCUGUUGGUCUGAAUUGUGGUAGAUGGGAUUAUAUAUUCAGCUAUGUCAAGACUUUCCAGGCCCACCCGGAUCGCCUUCUGCCCGAUAGAGUUCUAGUGGGGAUGACUCAGCACUUCAUGAGAAGUUACUCCGAUUUACUCAUCAGAACCUGUCAUAAGCGUGGCGUGCAUGCCAUGGGAGGAAUGGCUGCUCAGAUUCCUAUCCGGGACAACCCAGUGGCAAACGAGGCAGCUUUGGAAUUGGUAAGGAAGGACAAAUUGAGAGAAGUGAAGGCGGGGCAUGAUGGAACAUGGGCAGCCCACCCGGGACUGAUCCCGGCCAUCAUGGAAGUCUUCACCAACAGCAUGGGCAACAAGGCGAACCAAAUUCACACCGUGAAGCGUGAAGAUGCGGUUAACUUGACUGAAGAAGACCUCCUUCAGAGGCCAAGAGGAGUACGAACCAUGGAAGGCCUCCGUCACAACACCAGGGUCGGAAUCCAGUACUUGGCAGCAUGGCUCACGGGAACUGGUUCCGUUCCCCUUUACAACCUCAUGGAGGAUGCGGCCACAGCUGAAAUAAGCCGAGUCCAGAACUGGCAGUGGUUGAAAUAUGGAGUUGAAUUGGAUGGAGAUGGCCUUGGUGUGAAGGUGACUCUUGAGCUCUUCGGGCGAGUAGUUGAAGACGAAAUGACUAGGAUUGAGAGAGAAGUUGGCCAAGAAAAAUUUAAGAAAGGAAUGUACAAGGAGGCUUGCAAGAUUUUUACCAGGCAAUGCACUAAACCAAUGUUGGAUGAUUUUCUGACCCUUGAUGCCUAUAAUCAUAUUGUCAACCACUACCCCAAGGGAUCAUCCUCUAGGCUCUAAAUUUUUCAUUUUGCUCGACUGGCGAGUCUUGUAGUUAAGCUCUUAGUUCCAAUCUGUCUGCGUACUCAAGGGCCAACAUUCGUCUGAUCCGAGGAAAUCUUUGUACGCCAUGGGAAUCAGUAGUUUUAAGGCUCUCUUUGUUACAUGUUUUAUUCCAAUUCUAGCACCAUGUCUGUAUUGUGAGUACUACUUCUAUUACCAAUAAUAAAUGCUAUGAGCUGGUUUUCAACUGUUUAAA